AUGAUGAUUACAUUAUCUGGUAAAUUUUAUUAAUGUUACUUACAAAGUGUAUAAAUUAAUGAUAUUGUUGAAUUGACCUGUGAGUGUAAUAAGUUUGGUGAUAUAUUUUUAAUAACUUCCUCUAACAUUACCUCUUUGGUUGAAAACUCUACUAACUAAUAAAUCAUUAAUGAAGAUAUUGAUUCAACAUUUUAGGAUUAUUUGAUUUUGAUGAUUUGUACAUGUUCCUUGACAUUUGUUUUUUUGACCAUAUAUAUCACCUAUCUUAUUAGAGAUUAAACAGAAGAAGAAAAAUUAGAUAGCGAACCAAGUAGUUAAAAUUAGGAUAAAAGUUCUUUAACGUAUUUAGGGAAUUCAAAGGUUUUCAAAUAAUAAUUUAAAGUAAUAUUGAAUAUAAUUAUUAGUUAAUCCACUAAAGCAUAUCUAUAUUUUAUUAUAAAGACAAAAACAUUCAACUUAGUUUUAGGAUUUUAGAAGUGUUUUCUUAAUUCAAUGUAUAAUUAAGUUUAACAAUUCUUGAAUGUUUUUUAUUAAACAAUUAAAUUCUUUUUAUUUGCAUAUUUAUAUUUGCAAAUCCUUUUAUCACUUUGAUUUUGAAAAUAUUAUACAAGAUAAUUGAAGCAAUAUAUAGAUUCAAAAGAAUUGCUAGUUUUAUUAGUUAGUUUCUUCUUAUUAUCCUAUUGAUAACACCAAAUCUUAUAUUGUUUAUUUUUUACAUAUUCAAGUAUUUUAUUAUCUUAUUUUAGAAUUUAAAUGUAAUCCGAAUAUUAUUUAAUUAUUAUAAUCCUUGGAGGGAAUAUACUUUUAUCAUAAGCACUUUUAGAACCCAUUACAAUAUAUAUCAGAAUAUUAUUAUAUAGAUUAAUAGCCUCCAGUAUUAAAAAUAUGGAACUUAAUCCUGUAUUUCAUUUGAUACAUUUUUUUGUAAUGCAUAGCAGUUUAGAAGAUAUAUUUGAUGAGUUCACGAGAAUAUGA
Paramecium pentaurelia is the source of this 975-nucleotide messenger RNA. The record is from the annotation of a GenBank genome assembly. NCBI's taxonomy places the organism in Eukaryota, Ciliophora, Oligohymenophorea, Peniculida, Parameciidae.